This is a messenger RNA of Amoebophrya sp. A120, 595 nucleotides long. The record is from the annotation of a GenBank genome assembly. Lineage: Eukaryota; Dinophyceae; Syndiniales; Amoebophryaceae.
GAUGGACAUUGCAGCCGGCGGCCGCCGGGAAGGCGCGGCCGGGCGGUUGAAUCGCCCCGGCGCGGCGGCACCUUCGGAGAGAGAGACAGCGCAGUUGCCUGCCCGGCCGCGGGCGUUGUGAUUCUGGUUGCCGCGUUCCCUUCGGGUCCGCCAGUGUCUGUGGGGGCCGUGGCAGUGAGUGCCCCACCUGGAGGCGCGCGCCUGCUGGGCUGGCUUGGCUCGCAUCAUGAGCCGCCCGCGGAUUUUAAGGGCGCGGACGUUACGACCCCGGAGAAAGAGGCGGAUCCUGUGACGCGAGCGAAAUUUAUGGCAGAGACCCGAGGCGCGGGAAGCAAGGACGCCUCUAGCCCCAGCAUGGUCAUCGCUGCCGGGCACGAGGACAACGGUAGCCCCCACGGCGACAAGUUUAAAACGCUCGGCGGGUGCGUGCUGGUUCGCGACGCGGUCAACGGGUUGAAGAAGAUUGCGAAGCCCCCGGCGGGCCUGUUCCGCGCGAAGGGCCCCAGGCAGACAGGCCCGGCCGCAGGCGGGCAGGCCGCCCGGGCCGGGGCGAGCCAAUGCAGAAACGGGGCGCGGUCGUCUGUAGUGCGCAGAA